GCUAUAUUUGAUCGUAUUUUAGUACGAUAUAAAGCUGUACAAAGCGCCUUGAUCACAUCUGAUUUCCUAGAACCCAUGUUGUCUCGAGUUAAAUAAAAAAUGUCAAUGUUUUGUUCACUGUAAAAUCCAAUAGCUUUCCUGACUCACAUAUACUAGUUAACUUUACUCCGUUAUAUAAAAUACAUACUUCUUACUAGUUGUUUUGAGUUACAGUCAAUUGCAUGGUGAAAAAAGCUAUUUACUUAUUGUUUUGAGUGAAUAUAACUUUGUUGAAGUUAUCUUAACUUGCUUAGAGCGACUAUUUGGAACUCAACCUACACUGUAAAUUCCAAUAGUUGUCAUAACUUGCAUAAAUGAGUUAGCUGUAGUCGGUUAUGAAUAAUUACAAAGUAACGGUUAAUUGCAUGGUGAAAUAAGCUAUUUACUUAUUGUUUUGAUUGAAUAUAACUUUGUUGAAGUUAUCUUAACUUGCUUAGAGCGACUAUUUGGAACUCAACCGAAGAACAAGCAGGGCUGGGUGUGAGCAUGUUCAGUAGAAGUCACCAACGGUUAGUCUCGUGCUCAAGACCACAGUGGUGCCUGUCGGACUGUGCUGACGCAUUUGCUGAAAAGUUAAUGAUUUCAUCGCUUGUCGAAUAAUAAGAAGUGCUUGUGACAACUGCCUUGAGGGCUCUUCACAGCUGCUUUGUCAGUGCGGGCUGGAGUACACUGGAGAUGCAGUGGACCUGUAAGCAGUGUAUUUUUUCUACAGACAAAAAGAGGACAGUUGUUGAAACACUAUCGCCUAAAACAUGGAGGCUUUACUCGGCAACAACCAAUACCAUGUCUUCAUCACGAUUGCUUAUGCACCUUCCCACUGCGGAGACGGAGAUUGUGGAGGCUGAACUUCCAGUGAAAACCCUGAAGGAGCGCUGGCCAGCCCUUUUUACAGAAAGACAAGUGUUUGCUGAGUUCAACAGGAUAGCUGCGACUAACUUGAAUAGUGACUUUUUUGGUGCUAUUGACCGCUACACACCACGCUUUCUUGCAAUUUUCAAGUCCAAGAAAGGAAGUGUUGGAGAGAAACUGGCUGAAAUUGUGCAACAAAUUGAUUCAAGGAAACCAGAUGUGACAGCAGUGCGUACCCUUGUUCUCCAAGGCAUCUCUGUUCUGCUUGGUGAUGACUCCAGUACAUUCUACAGCACCUGCUUUGAUUCUGACAGUAAUGAGGCCUGGGCUCAGGUAUCUGUAGGGUUGUUGACUGUCAUCAGUGAAGAUGCGCUCCUCUCUCCAAAUCAUCUCCAUCUUGACCCGGUGUCUACUGCCAUCAUUCUGGAAGGAGGUAUUGUAAUGGACAAUCUCGAGAACCUACCUCAAGCACUUUGCCUCUUGUUUGGACUCUCAUAUGCGCUACACUUGGACUACCCAAAACCAAUGAAAAACACAUUUGGUUUUAUUCAACGAGUGAUGCUUGGCCUGGGAGAGAACAAACUCCCCCAAACUUCAAAGUCUUAA
Molecule: messenger RNA, 1494 nt
Organism: Xyrauchen texanus (razorback sucker)
Lineage: Eukaryota; Metazoa; Chordata; Actinopteri; Cypriniformes; Catostomidae
Exons: 6
Coding region: 715-1494 (259 amino acids)
Source: RefSeq, a predicted model, not a curated record